Molecule: messenger RNA, 6928 nt
Organism: Striga asiatica
Lineage: Eukaryota; Viridiplantae; Streptophyta; Magnoliopsida; Lamiales; Orobanchaceae
Source: the annotation of a GenBank genome assembly
CCUUUUCUUUCUUACUUUUUGAAUUAAGGUACGAAUUUGGCAGUUUACGGGCAUCGCCUAAAAUAUUGAGACGAAAACACACUUCAUCUUUUUCUCCUCUCUACAGAUAACUCGAUUUCGUUUCUCACUCUACGUGCAUACACGUUGCUUGCUUGGCUCUAAGGAAUUUCGACGACCUCGAGGGCAGUGUUCUGUGGGUAUAGCUUUUUUUUGCCGGAGCUUGAAGUGUUGUCGGAGUUAGGGUUAUGAAGGAAAACGCCAUUGGGUUUGAGUUGAGGGGAAAUCAAAGGUGAGGAUUUCGUCACCGGAUGGAGGGAGGUAGCGUCUCUACACUUACUUCUUCUGGUAUACUCCCAUGGAUUAUAAUGACAAUGACUAUGAAGGCCACAAUCUUCACUUAGCUGGUGAAGAGAGCUCUAAGACUUCUUCUGUUCUGCGACCGUUUGCUCUACCUAAAUUUGAUUUUGAUGACAGUCUCCAGGGGCAUAUGAGAUUCGAUAGUUUAGUUGAAAACGAAGUUUUUCUUGGUAUUUCAAGUCAGGAAGACAAUCAGUGGAUUGGGGAUUUUUCUCGGGAAGGCAGUGGAAUAGAGUUCAGCUCCAGUGCAACACAAUCUUGUGCUUUGCCAAGGCACAUCAAUGUCUGGUCUGAGGCAACAUCUUCUGAAUCUGUUGAAAUGUUAUUGAAGGCAGUUGGGCAGGAAGAAAUGGUGCGAGGUGAAAAGUUGAUGGAAGAGCCAGAGCCAGGUGACCAGCUUGGUAGCCCAACAAGACAAAUGGAUGAUGUGGGGCAUGAUAACAAAACUGAUGAUGUCAAACCCUUAAAAAAUUCUUCAAUAUCACCUGCUGAAGUUGAGGGGAAUACUUCUAGGUCAUAUGAGAGUGACAAAGUAGAAGAUGUUCAGAUGGAGGUUUCUGUACCUGCUGGGGUAACAAAUAUUUCUUCUUAUGGAGUGUCUGGUGAUGGCAACGAUGGAAUUCGCCCCCUGAACUCUGAAAAUCCGGUAGUUAACUUGAAGAUGGCCAGUGAUAAUCAAGAUGAAACUUUCGAUUUGGUGAAUGAAUCUAUGUCCACUCAUACGCAACAAGAAACUGUCUCUGUUCUUCACAUUGAGAGAGGAAUUGAUAAAACUGAUAGUUCAACUCAGAAUGUUGCUACUAGUGUGAAGGAGUCUGAUGAUCAGGACAACAUUACUGAUGUCUGUUUUGUAAGUUCAAAUGAUGUAGCAAAUGCUAUUUCUCUUUCACGUGAGCAACAGGAGAAAGGAUGCGACCAAAAUGAAGGGAAUUUGGGUGCUGGAACUGACUUUACUGGAUGCCAAGCUUCCCACAAGAUCCCUUCACCAAUGGAAUCCUCAAAAGAAGAGCACUCAGGUCAAAUUUGUGAUGCUAAUAUUGCUGAAGCGUGUAGUGUGGCUAAAAAAAAUGAAUCUGUGUCCACAGAAGACAGGUGCAAUGAGGUUGGAUUUCUUGUUGCAGGUGAUAGUCAACAUAGAACAGUGGUCUUGGCUUCAAGCAUAGAAAUUAAGAAGCUGCCUGAAGGCUAUGGCAUAGUUCAUGAGGAGUCGUCUAUGUCCCUUCAGGGAGAAACUGUUAAGCUGCUAGAAGUGCAAGGCAGUGAUGCUGUCAUGUCUACAGUCUCUGGAGAUACUGAUCCCAAUCACUUUCCUGUCAUCCAACCACCUGAUCACAAUGCGAUUUUCAUUGGUACUAAGAAUAUUCAACCUGGAACUGACAGCUCUGCAGAGGCUCCACUUGUUACUUCUGUGGUGAUUGGUAAUCCUUCUGAUAAGACACUGACCACCUUUGAGGGUGGUUUUUGUGGGGAAAAAUCAGUGAAUGAUGAUGUGAGUGUUGCUGGAGAUCCUGCUGUAGCACAAGAGAAUUUGGACGAUCAGGUGGAUCAUGCUGACCCUCCUCUGUUAGCUGGGAGCGUGAAGACAGGUACAGAAGAUACUAUCCCCAUGCAGUUGGAUCCCCGUGAAGACGACCUGGAUUUUCCAGUCUAUGAAACAGGCAUCAAGAAGUUGCCUCUUGAUUCAAGUGAUGUGGCCUGUGAUGGAAAUGAAAAAGAAGUGUCCACUUUUUCUGGUGAGGAAGGAAUUAAAGGUGAUACAAGUACUGGAUCACAACCCAACAGUUCCUCUGGGGCUUGUCCGGCAUUGAACACUGAGGCUGAAGAUGCGAAGUUGACAUCAUCGUUUGCUGAAGGUAUUGAGUUUGUUGACAGAGAAAAACAUAAUUCACCUUCAUAUGACACGACGUUGAGGGAUCUGAGUAAAGAAACUCAAUCUGAAGCUCUUAAACAACCAACUAUUCCCGUUUCAACAGAAUCCCUUGAGUCAAGUGAGCUUAACACUGCUUUGGAAACUGAGAAGGGUACACUGCCUGAAUCUGAAACAGGAAAAGCACAGCAAAGUGGUCAGUGUCUUCCAUUGGUCCAGCCUUCUGGUGUUCCCAUGCUUGCUGAAGGCCAUAAGGAGUCAAGUGAGCUUACAUCUGUUUUUGAAAUGGACAAGGGUGCACCAGUUGAUGUUGAAACAAGAGAAAUAAGGAAAAGUGAUCAAUCUCUUGUUUUGGUAGAGCCUUCUAAUACCAUAUCUGAUGAAUACCAAAAGGAUUUACCUGAAAAGAUUGGAUAUUCUUCCAGUGACUUGACAGUGCAAGAUGUUGGUGUUGUUGCUGCACCUACUGAAGUGGCAAUAGGACAAGCAGGAAGAAACGCUGGAGAAUAUCCUUCAAUAGUGUCAGUUAAUCAUAUCUUUCUACUGUUUGAGUUGCUGCAUUGGUCACCAUCAUACAAGCCAGAGAAGCAACUUUUCUUCUGCAGCUUCAAUGGUUUUCAUUUGCAAGCUCGUUUUAAUUUGCUUUAUUUCUCAAUUAGUCCUAACAACUUAAGCUCUGCAGUUGACGUGGUUGCCGGUACCAGCUGUACUAUGGAAAUGGAUAAGUCCGACCAGGUUGCUCCAUCUGACGUUAUAUGUAAUGAUCUUCCAGAAAGCGUGAUAAACAAUCAGUCAUCUCUUAAAAGAGAUGAUGUUGAAAAUAUUUGCAAAGUUGUAACGAAAGCAGAGAACUCUGUAGUAAAUGUUCCGUCUGAAGAAGAAGGAACCUUUACUUUUGACGUAAGGCCGUUGGGGGAUCAGUCGUCUGGAGGUUCUUGCAAUGGUUCCCAAUCAUUUCCCAAAAUUGAAGCUUGUAAACUGUCUCUGACUGCUGGAGUAUCACCCUCAACAUCUGGUAGCAACCUUGCAGAUCCAGUUGCUGUGAAGGAAGUUUCUCAUGUUAGUUCUUUAACACCUCCAUCUGAACCUCUCAGAGGUCCCUCUGGGCGUAAAACUAGACGUGCUAGUAGUAAACCUCGGAAGGCAAGUGCAAAUAAGGGAAAUCAGGUGAAAGAAACGACUUCUUUGAGGCAGCCCGAGAAGUUGGAGAAAUCAUCCCUUUUUUUGAGUCCAUUAGUUGCCAGUCAAUCGUUGUCCUUUGAAAGCGUUGUCAAGCCAAGGGGACUUGUUCCUAUUCCUACAUCCAGCUUGCCUGAUCUUAAUACUUCUGCUGCAUCGUCUGCAUUCUUUCAGCAGCCUUUCACAGAUUUACAACAAGUGCAACUGCGAGCACAAAUCUUUGUUUAUGGAUCUCUUAUACAAGAAGCUGCACCUGAUGAGGCUUGUAUGGUGUCGGCCUUUGGAUUUAAUAUUCAAGUUACUAAUGAUGGAUUGCCAUUGGAAGAUGCAGGUGUAAAAGCUCAAGAUCAAACUAACAGGCAAUGUUUUCUUCAACUUGAAGCUUUUACCCCAAUAUCUGGUCGAGCAAGUAAAAGGCCUAUUCUUUCUCCUGUUGUUAACCAGAUGGUCUCUCUCUCGACGCCCUUGUGGAAUAUAUCUACUCCAUCUGCAGAAGCUUUGGUACCAGGCAGCACCACCAGAAGUGUUGUUAUUGAUUAUCAGACUGUUGCUCCCUUGAGCCCUUAUCAAACUCCACCUGUACGGAACUAUGUGUCACAUACUACUCGGUUAUCGCCGGCUCCUUUCCCAGUACCCUGGCUUGCCCCUUCUCAAACCACUCCUUAUGAUGUCAGUACUACUUCUCCUGCAUUUCCAGGCGUGACAGAACCUGUAAAGUCAACUCAAAAGAAAGAAUCAAUCCCAGUUGUUGCUGCUAUUUCAAAUAAUACCUCUGCAAGUCCUACAAGUAAUGCCGUUGUCUCUGCUACUUACGCUGAGGAUUCUUUGGUUGACUUGAAAAUCUUGAAUUCAUCAACUGGACAAGCUGCUGGUACAAAGACUAGUAAGAGGAAAAAGUCUUCAGGUGCUGAGGAUGUUUUACGGAAAUCCAUGACCGCUUCUCGGAUAGACACCGUCUCUGCUCCUUUGGUAGCUAGUCAGUUGUCGAACAAUGACCCUGCAAUUGAGGCUCUUAGUCCGUUCCCUUCCACUGCACGAAAUCAGGGAGACCAGAUUCGUACACCUGUUAUCAGUAGUCAUUAUUCUACAUCAGUUGCUGUGGCAACCCCUUCUAACUUUGUGCAAAAAGGCUCUCCCAACCAGUUUUUCCCUGUCGUGGCACCAUCAGUUACUAGUGAUCAAUCCAAGGGAGGUGAUCUGAGUAUAGAUAAGAGGGCACAGAAUAUCGAGGAUUUCAGCAAAGUUGAGGAGGCAAUGUUACAAGCGGAGGAGGCUGCAAACCAAGCUGCUGCUGCAAUUAGCCAAUGUGAAGGCGUAUGGAAGCAGUUGGACGAGCAAAAACAAGGUGGUUUGACAUCAGAUGCUCAGUGUAAAUUAGCCUCUGCUGCUGUUGCUAUAGCAGCUGCUGCUUCUGUUGCUAAGGCAGCAGCUGCGGCUGCUAAGAUUGCAUCAACUGCUGCAUUCCAAGCAAAACAAAUGGCCGAAGAAGCAGUGAUCAAGUCUGGAUCUCUGAAUUCUACUGGGCAUGAUGCAAAGUUAGUUUCCAAUUCCAUUAAUUUGGUGAAUGCGUCUCCCAAGUCCAUUUUGAGGGUCGGUGAUCGGAAUAAUGAUCCCGGCUUAGUGAUAUCCACUGCAAGAGAGGCUGCCAAGAAAAGGAUUGAGGCUGCUUCUGCUGCCACAAGGUAUGCAGAAAAUCUUGAUGCCAUUGUCAAAGCAUCAGAAUUGGCUGCAGAAGCAGUUUCACACGCAGGGAAGAUUGUCUCCCUGGGUGAACCAUUCUCCCUGAGCGAGCUAGCAGAAGCCGGGCCGAAUAACUAUUGGAAGGUAUCUCAGGAGGGUGCUGUGCCUGGUUUGAAGUCUAAUGACAAGAAGAAAGGUAAAUCUACCUCUAGCAAUGCUGGAGAGGAGCCUGAAGAUUAUAUAAACCGACCUAAGGAACCUGAUAAGGAUAUGUAUGCCGCGAGUGAUGUUGAGCAACCCAUUCAGGAGUUAUCUGGAAAUGAGGUAGAUGAUCAUGUCUUUGUAGAAGAGAAUAUUAUGGUCUCUGGAAAACAUGGGGAGAGCUUUAAACCUCAAAAGGAUAAAAAAGUAUCCAACUCGGCUAAUACUGUUGGUAUUUCUAUCUCCGAUAUUGAAUCAAGAUCAACGACACAUGCCUUAUCAAGCAUUAAAGAGGGUUCCUAUGUUGAGGUUCUAAAAGAUUGUGGUGAUUCUAAGGCGGCCUGGUUCUCAGCACGUGUACUUAGUCUGAAGGACCGUGAAGCCCGUGUUUUGUACACCAAACUUCAAUCGACGGAAGGGUCUGAGCAGCUGCAGGAGUGGGUAUCAAUAGAAGCCACAGACGACCAGGUUCCAAAAGUACGUAUACCCCAUGAUAUGACUGCAUUACAGGUUGAAGGAACAAGGAAGAGACGUCGAGCUGCUGCCAAGGAUUACAGUUGGUCUGUUGGAGACAAAGUUGAUGCAUUGGUUCACAAUGGCUGGCGUGAAGGAGUUAUUGCUGAAAGGAGCACAAAAGAAGCAACUGUGGUGACUGUACAUUUUCCCGAUCAAGGGGAGUUGUUGCGGGUCAAGGUUUGGCAUCUUCGGCCAACAUUAAUUUGGAGUGAUGGCCAGUGGCUCGAAUGGCAAAGACCUGGGCAGGAUCCUGCUUCCCAGAGAGAUUCACCGGCAGAAAAGCGACCAAAGCUGGUAGGCAGCAGCAGUAUUGAGGCAAAAGGAAAGACCAAAGUGUCUGAAAGCAUUGGUUUUGCAGAAGUCCAGAGAAACGAAGUACCAAAACUCCCUUUGUCUGCAAAUGAGAAAUUUUUUAGUAUCGGCAGUACGAAAUCAGAGGAAAAUAAGCCCAACAUGGUCAGGACUAAGAGACCCGGCGUAGAAAAGCAACAAGGAUCAAGGGUUGUAUUUGGUGUCCCUAAACCUGGCAAGAAAAGAAAGUUCAUGGAAGUAAGCAAGCACUACAACACUUCUGACAGAGUCACCAAAACUACUGUACCUGAAGACUCAGUGAAAUUAUCCCAAUAUUUGGGACCUCUGGGUUCUGGGUCUAGGGGCCACAAGCAUAAUUCGAAGCAUGAUUUUAAGGACAAAAUUGCUGCUGAGUCUAGACCGAGAUCUAUCAGGUCUGGGAAGCCGCCAAGUGUCCCUAGUAGAACUUUCAUGCGGAAAGAUGACUCAACUUCUUCACGACCUAAUGUCCGAAAUGCUGGUAGAUCGGAUAAUGGAAAGGAUUCCCUCAGCAGUAAUGAUAAUGAAUCGGUGGAGCAGAACACGGGUGAACAUGGAUCGUCCUCUAAAGAUGGAGGGACAUCUGGAAGCUCUAUGGUGUUUUCUUCUAAAGCUCGUACACAAGAUAAUCGUAAGAAAACAGCAAGAAGGAAUCCUAUAUCUGAGCGGCUCAACCAAAGGAGGCCUGCAGCUGUUAGCGGGAGAUCAGAUAACAGCGAAAACGUAAAUUCAAUCCCUGAAGUUUCUGAACCCCGCCGAUCAAAUCGUCGAAUCCAGCCAACUUCAAGGGUAAUUUGA